This is a messenger RNA of Xiphias gladius (swordfish), 3270 nucleotides long. RefSeq names its product SNF related kinase b (gene snrkb). The transcript is spliced from 5 exons. Bases 1057 to 2886 code for a protein of 609 amino acids. Gene Ontology annotation, biological process: protein phosphorylation; intracellular signal transduction; microtubule cytoskeleton organization. Gene Ontology annotation, cellular component: cytoplasm. Gene Ontology annotation, molecular function: ATP binding; protein serine/threonine kinase activity; tau-protein kinase activity. NCBI's taxonomy places the organism in Eukaryota, Metazoa, Chordata, Actinopteri, Istiophoriformes, Xiphiidae. The record is from RefSeq and is a predicted model, not a curated record.
UUUCAUAGCUUCCUUCCUGGUCCAGUAGCAGCAUUAUAUUCCUGUAGCGCUGUCAGUAUCAGUGAUGUUGAUAGCGCGUGUUUGGAGGUGUUAAGCAGUAGCCAGCAGGAUGACUACAUGCGUAUGUGCCAACUCGGGACUGCAGUUGAGGCCAAGUACAGAGCAGCAGCCCGUAGGCAAGAUUACGCGGUGUUUUGGAUCUGAUAAAAUUGUAUAAUCCAGGAUAUCAGCGCAUAUUAACACGAUGAGGCCUACUAGUGUCCACUUGGCCAAGUGAAGCUAGGAAAGGGACUUUAAAUAUGUUGGAAAAAGCUGCUGUGCUCUUAAAUGGUAACAGUAAUGCUGCUUUAUAGUAAUGAAUAAAUGAUGAUGAUGAUGAUGCAGAUAAGAUGCUGACCGUGCUGAUGGUCAUAAGGGUGAAUAUGAGAAAGAAAACAAAUAUGAAGCUGACAGUAAGUGAUAACUGCAUGGAUGAUGGCAAGAUGUUGAUGGCAGCUGGACUACUUACCCUGGGGAAGAUCUAGUGAUGACAUCAUCAGGUCUAAUGACACCUUCUGACCCUCUUAGUGAAACUAAUGAAACACAAAGACACACAUACAUUAUGGUUUCUUGUUACAGUAUUGAUUUGGCAUGCCAUUUGUGCUGGAUGGAUGUUACUUGAGAUAGAGAUGAACAAAGCCCUUCAACCUCACAGACAAUAAAAGUAUAUUUUAGCCAUCUACUGCUCUCACUUUACAAUAAUCCUAUACAUUGUAAUCCGUUCUUCACUACUUAAUUCAAACUUUUUCUGUCUUCUCUGUCUUUGAUAAAACAUGUGAAAAUCAAUCUAUUACUGGUCCUGUGCCUGAAUGGAUGAGGCCUUAGCAGCAGCUGACCUAUCUAAAGCCGUUUUCCCUUUGGGCCAAAAGGCGACUCCCCACACCUUGACACCUUGAAACUAUUUUCCAUCUCCUCUUUCCUUUCAUACCUUUUUGUAUUCCCCUCCAGCCCCUGAAGCCCUCCAGUUCAAUCCCUCCUCUACCCUCCUCCCUUCCAAAUCCCCUCUUUGUUUCAAACAUGGACUCCUCUGGAGAGCUAAUUUCAGCCCAGGAUGGACAUCUUGACCCCAGGUGCAGCCCUGGUCGCUCUGAUCUCAGCGGACUGUACCAUCUGGGUCGGACGUUGGGCAGGGGCCACUUCGCGGUGGUUAAACUGGCUCGUAAUAUCAACACUGGCCAACUGGUGGCUGUCAAGAUGAUUGACAAGACAAAACUUGAUGUUAUGGCAACAAGCCAUCUCUUACAAGAAGUGAGAUGUAUGAGGCUGGUGCAGCAUCCCAACGUGGUUCACCUCUAUGAGGUCAUCGACACGAACACCACUCUCUACCUGAUCAUGGAGCUGGCUGAGGGCGGCGACCUCUAUGACUACAUCCUCCGCCAUGAGGGAGGCGUGGCCGAGGGUACCGCCAAGCGUCAUUUUGCCCAGAUAGUGCGCGCUGUGGCAUACUGCCACCGGCUCCACGUGGUGCACCGGGACUUGAAGCCCGAGAAUGUGGUAUUCUUUCCCCAGCAGGGGGCAGUGAAGCUGACAGACUUUGGGUUCAGCAACUUAUUCCAACCUGGGACAAUGUUGGCCACCAGCUGUGGGUCGCUGGCGUACUCCGCUCCAGAGAUUCUGCUUGGAGAAGAGUAUGAUGCUCCAGCUGUUGAUAUCUGGUCUCUGGGGGUGAUCCUGUACACGUUGGUGAUUGGAGUUCCUCCCUUUCAGGAAACCAAUGACAGCGAGACUCUUGUCAUGAUACUGGACUGUCGCUACUCUGUCCCCGAACAUGUUUCAGACGACUGCAAAGAUCUGAUCUCCAGGAUGCUCCAGAAGGAUCCGUCUCACCGUGCCUCACUUGAGGAGAUCGAGGCUCAUGACUGGCUUCAAGGGUUGGAUAACGCGCUGCUCAGCCCAGAGGCCCCACCACACUGGCUCUCAGGGGCCCUUUCUCCCAGUUCUCCCCGCUCAGGAGUGCCUGAGUGUGGGGACCUGCUUGCUGCACGGCCCCCAGCUCAGCAGGUUUUCCCUGGGCCCUGGCAGCCCAGUCUCAGCUUUACCCUCCAUCCACCACCAGCUGAGGAGCCUCCAGUUACCAAGAACCUGCCUGCACUACAGCAGAUCUGUGAAGAGGAAGAGGAAGAAGAGGAGGAGGAAGAGGAGGGCAGUUUGGUAGAGGGAAAAAGUUUGGCAUCACUGUUAGUAGCAGAACCAAAGAAAGAAGCUGAGGAGAAGCUUGAUGAAGCAGAUGAUCAAGUGUGCAGAGAAGAGGAAGAAGGAGUGGGCUCAGUGGAGAUAAUAGAGGAGGCAGGGGAGGACACAACCGAGAUAGCGAUGGAAAUAGAGAACAAAGACAGUGGUUGUGUGAUAUCAGACCAACCAGUCAGUUAUGGAGACAAGCCAGUCAGUCAGACGCCUGAAGUUCCACCAUCGCCUCUGCCUGGUUUAGGGGUCCCGUGUUGUCAGGGGCAGCCAGACCUCACAACUGCAGAGGAAGGAAAAGACGAGGAGACAGAACCGAACAACAACACCAACAAACCCCCUCCCUCCAUCCCUGCGUCCUCUGCCAGACUCAGCCUUAACUGUAAAGUGGCACCAAACACAGAAAGAGAAGGAGAACAAGAAGAAAAAACAGAGGAAGGGGCAGGAGAUGACCACUUAACAGACAAAUCGCAACCCCACAGUGGACUUGGGAACCGGGAUGAGGCUGCUCCGAGGACGGAGCAGGGGAAACGACACAGCAUAAAGCUGCGUGAGAGACUGUUUCAGUUCCCUCUUUGUGAAAAAGCUCUGGCCUUUAACAUACCAACACACAACAAGCCCAAGAUCCUCCCGCUGGCUCAGUACAACUGCUGCCAUGUGCUAUAAGUGAAACCAGCCUGAGUGCUCUCUGUGAGGUGCUGCUCGAUCACUUUGGACAAUCAGGCUGUUUAGCAUUCGGCAGGUGGCUGACUAGUGAGCACAAACCCUUUGAAGUGGCAAACCACUGAGCCCCCUGCUGAGCCUUUCUGCUGCAGAGACCUUAAGGCACGAGAGCAAAGGCCCUCAGCAUGCAAACACCAAGUGUACAGGAUGGGACGUGUAUAGCUUCAUACCUACUAACACUCGGUUUAUAGCAUUUUGCUAAUGUAAUCAACAUUGUGUUAAGCUAGAGUUGGUGUACAGCACAGUAGUCAGACUUAGUAGAACCUCAUCCAUUUGCUGCUGUGCACAGGAGCAACCAUAGAAUUGCAAUGAGUAGACUGUGUCCAA